GCGCACGUGGGAAAUUCAUGAACUCAUGGUCCAAAGCGAGGAUUGUCGUAUGUUUGUUUUCCCUCCCCCGUUCCAUCAAUUCUCUCAUACGGUAUCAGUCAUUUGUCGAUAGUGUGAUAAUUCUAUAUAUUUGUUUUUCGAGAUAAAUUGGCUCAGCGAUUGGCCUUGGAAUUCGUCUAGAACUCGUAAGUUAGGUUUGGAACGAUGUCGAAGUUCGUGAAAUUUUCGAAAUUAAGAUCGACCACAGACAGCACCUUUUGGGCGAAGUUCGUCGAGUUGAAGAUUGACAGGUUCAAACUUGACGAGAAAAGCAUCAGUAUAUGGGGAAGUUACGGCCUUCAGUCAUUGAACGAAGACAACAGCAAUCCACUGACAUUGGACUUCACAUCAUUCAAUGAAGACCUGGAAACAGUAGACAAUAGUUUGUCAGUUCUUUGCUGUGGACGUAUGAUUAAUACAAACACCUUCGAAGCGUUUCGUCAAAUUAAUCCUGAGAAGUUUAUUGACUCCAUGGGAAAAGAUGUUAUAAACAGCAUUCAAGAUGGAACAGCAUUGCAAAGUCCAUGGAAAUUGUCGUUAUUCUUAGUGUUAGCUUAUUCAGAUUUAAAGAAGUACAAAUUUUAUUACUGGGUUGCGCAUCCUACUCCAUUGAAGUUGCCUGAAAUGUACUAUGAAGAGUCUCCAAAGUCGAUCAAUGAGGAAUUCAAAGCCAAGCAUGUGAAAGAUUUAUGUCAAGGUUUUUUACAAUUAGAUAGCAGGACAAAAAAUUACUUUACAGUUUUAUUAUCAGGAGAUAAAAUGAUUAUUGUUGACCUAGCAGCAGGAGUAAAAGCAAUCAAUACAAGCAGUGAAAAACAAUCACAGGAAUGUAAUGAAAUAUAUUUUGCAUUUUAUGAUCCAUGUGCAACUUCUAAUCCAGGCUGGCCUUUACGCAAUCUUUUAUGUCUUUUAUGCUGGCACUGUCCUACAUAUUAUUUUUCAAAAGUUAUUAAAUUCAUAUCUAUACGAGGGAAUAAAACACAGAAAAGUUUAGUUUUCGCACUCAAGAGCAAACAGUAUGAAAAUUACAAAAAUGAGAGGGAUUCUGUGUUUUUGAGUAAUUUGGUGGGUUGGGAGAGCAAUUUAAAUGAUAAACUGGGUCCUACCAUAGUCAAUCUGUCAGAUACGAUGGAUCCAACCAAAUUGUCAGACAGAGCUGUUACCCUAAACUUGAAGUUAAUGAAGUGGCGUCUUGUUCCUGACUUAGAUUUAGAAAAGAUCUAUAACCUUAAGUGUCUUUUAUUGGGCGCUGGAACCUUAGGUUGUGCAGUAGCGAGAAUUCUUCUAGGCUGGGGAGUGAAUAACAUAACUUUUGUUGACAACUCUAACGUGUCUCACAGCAAUACAGUGCGACAAAGUUUGUACAGUCAUCAGGAUGCUGUAAAGCAUAAGCACAAAGCUUAUGCAGCUAAGGAUGCUGUGUUAAACAUCCGACCGAGCAUAAAUGCAGAAGGUGUAAUUUUACACAUUCCAAUGCCUGGGCAUGUUGUUGGUGAGAGCAUGUUGGAGUCUACGAAGAAGUCCCUAGAAAAACUGGAGGAACUUGUCGAAAAUAGUGACGUUGUUUUUCUUCUAUUGGAUUCUCGAGAGGCCAGGUGGCUACCUACAGUCCUCUGUGCUGCUAAAAACAAGAUAGCCAUCAAUGCUGCUUUAGGUUUUGAUUCUUACACGGUACAGAGGCACGGCACUCGAAAUUUCACUAAUCCGAUUUCGCCAGACUUGGAAACUAGGAAUCCCCGCGGUAUGGACCUCGGUUGCUAUUUUUGCAAUGAUGUAACGCAGCCUGGAAAUUCGCAAACCGAUAGAACAUUGGACCAACAGUGCACAGUUAGCAGACCUGGUUUGUCGCAGAUCGCUGCGGGAUUAGCAGUCGAGCUAUUGAUAACUCUGCUGCAGCAUCCUCUAGGAAUUGAGGCAGAAGCGUUGGUGCGCAGAGAUAAUAUUAGCCCAAGCGAUACGGACUUGGUAGGCUUGUUGGGAUGUGUACCACACACGAUACGGGGAUCCCUGUGGAAUUACGAUACUCACUUGACAAUUACUCAUAGAUUUACAUCGUGCACGGCCUGUUCUGUGCCUAUUAUCGCAGAAUAUAAAAAUCGGGGUUUAUCGUUUGUUCUGGACGCCUGUAACGUACCGAAUUACUUGGAAAAAUUAUCAGGACUGGAGCAAAUACUUAAAAGGCCCGAUUUAGACGAGCUUUGUUACGCGUUGGAUAAUACAAGCGACGACGACGAGGAUGAUAAAAAAAUAUGAUAUCUUAAUUGUACAUAAUUUUUCUUUUAAUCAAAUUUUGGCACGUGCAAUAGGCUAUUUAUGAUAUUCAUCUCCGUCUUUCACAAUCGUAUUAUUUUAAUUUUUUUCUUUUAUUAUAGUGUUGACACUUGGCAUAUGUAAAUAUAUGUCAAAAAAUCUUGUUGUAAAAUACGUUUUAUUACAAAUAUGACUUUUUAUAUAUAGAUUUUAUGCCAAUCUAAAAAAAAAAAAAGCAUGCAAGAGGUUGCACCCCUCUGAAUUUUUAAGCAUUAAAAUAUGAUGAAUAAAAUAUUUAAAUUUCCUGAAAGCUAAAAAAAUAGAGACAGGUAUUCUAUUCAAUAUCCCCUAAGUACGUUGAAGAAACCAUCUGGGUGGUGCAGUCACUCCUUAAUAAUCCUUCGUUUACAGGCCAAUCUAACCCAAGCUCAACUCCAAAAAGAAAUCUAAGAAGAUUUUUCCUCUCAAAAAUUUCGUGUACCAAGAGAGAAACUUGCAUGAAAUCUGAAGCAUAAUUAUUGGAAAAGAAAAGUGGCGGUUCAAACCGUAAUUUAUACGAUCGGUGUGGCGCGCGUUCGCGCUUUUGGCGAUCUUCCCGCUAGAGAGCGCCUCGACGGACGAAUACCAGACAUUCCAGUGUAAUGUUUAAGUAGUGGGGAAUCGAGGCUGGCUCUCGUGUGUCAAAGAGCCUGUGUUCCCUGUGUGUUCGAUCGCAUACCAUUAGAUUUUCAAUCGUUUUCAAUGAAAAUACAUACCGUGCGUUGGCUCGACGCGCCAGCGGAUGUCGUGCCGGAUGUUUGAUCCUCUGUUCGCUGGCUUGUCAACGCAGAAACAUCG
Molecule: messenger RNA, 3126 nt
Organism: Frieseomelitta varia
Lineage: Eukaryota; Metazoa; Arthropoda; Insecta; Hymenoptera; Apidae
Gene: Atg7
Product: ubiquitin-like modifier-activating enzyme atg7
Exons: 9
Coding region: 205-2292 (695 amino acids)
Biological process (GO): cellular response to nitrogen starvation; autophagy of mitochondrion; C-terminal protein lipidation
Cellular component (GO): cytoplasm; phagophore assembly site
Molecular function (GO): Atg8 activating enzyme activity; Atg12 activating enzyme activity
Source: RefSeq, a predicted model, not a curated record